UGGAAGAUCAGGGAUCACAGACUUCAAAAACUUCUCGUCCUGGGAAAGGCUGCCCAUAGUUACUUUAUGGGGCAGCAGCCUGGAAAAGUUCUUGGGGACCAAAGGAGGCCGAGUCUGCCUGCCCUGCACUUUAUUAAAGGAGCAGGGAAGAAGGAGUCAUCGAGGCAUGGGGGCCCACACUGUAACGUCUUCGUCGAACACGAAGCCCUUCAGAGACCGGUAGUGUCAGACUUUGAGCCCCAGGGUCUGAGUGAAGCAGCUCGCUGGAACUCCAAGGAAAACCUUCUGUCCUGUCCUAGUGAAAAUGACCCCCAUCUCUUUGUUGCACUGUAUGAUUUUGUGGCGAGUGGGGACAACACUCUCAGCAUAACUAAAGGUGAAAAGCUCCGAGUCCUGGGCUACAAUCACAAUGGGGAAUGGUGCGAGGCCCAGACGAAGAAUGGACAAGGCUGGGUACCCAGCAACUACAUCACCCCAGUGAAUAGUUUGGAGAAGCAUUCCUGGUAUCACGGACCAGUAUCCCGUAACGCUGCUGAGUACCUUCUGAGUAGCGGUAUCAACGGCAGCUUUCUUGUGCGAGAGAGCGAGAGCAGUCCAGGACAGAGAUCUAUUUCACUGCGAUACGAAGGAAGGGUGUACCACUACAGAAUAAACACUGCGUCUGACGGAAAGCUGUAUGUCUCUUCAGAGAGCCGCUUCAACACCUUAGCAGAGUUGGUCCAUCAUCAUUCAACUGUCGCAGAUGGGCUCAUCACCACGCUGCACUACCCGGCGCCCAAACGCAAUAAGCCCACGAUUUACGGUGUGUCCCCCAACUACGACAAGUGGGAGAUAGAGCGAACUGACAUCACGAUGAAACACAAGCUCGGUGGAGGGCAGUAUGGAGAGGUGUAUGAAGGAGUCUGGAAGAAGUACAACCUCACAGUGGCUGUGAAGACUCUAAAGGAGGAUACCAUGGAGGUGGAAGAGUUCUUGAAAGAAGCCGCAGUAAUGAAGGAGAUCAAGCAUCCGAACUUGGUGCAAUUAUUAGGGGUGUGCACACGGGAACCUCCUUUCUACAUCAUUACGGAGUUCAUGACGUAUGGGAACCUGUUGGAUUAUCUGCGUGAGUGUAACCGGCAGGAGGUGAAUGCCGUGGUGCUACUGUACAUGGCAACUCAGAUCUCCUCAGCCAUGGAGUACCUGGAGAAGAAAAACUUUAUUCACAGGGACCUUGCUGCCAGAAACUGCCUUGUAGGGGAGAACCACUUGGUGAAGGUGGCAGACUUUGGCCUGAGCAGGCUAAUGACAGGGGACACGUACACUGCCCAUGCCGGAGCAAAAUUCCCCAUCAAGUGGACUGCACCAGAAAGCCUGGCCUACAACAAGUUCUCCAUUAAAUCUGACGUCUGGGCCUUUGGUGUUCUGCUGUGGGAAAUUGCAACCUAUGGUAUGUCCCCUUACCCUGGGAUUGACCUGUCUCAAGUCUAUGAGCUGUUGGAGAAAGACUACCGUAUGGAGCGCCCUGAAGGCUGUCCUGAGAAAGUCUAUGAGCUCAUGAGAGCAUGCUGGCAGUGGAGCCCUUCCGAUAGACCCUCCUUUGCAGAGAUCCAUCAGGCCUUUGAAACGAUGUUUCAGGAAUCCAGCAUAUCAGAUGAGGUGGAGAAGGAAUUGGGAAAGAAGGGCAUGAGGAGUGUAGUGAGCAAUUUCCUCCAGGCCCCGGAGUUACCAACCAAAACACGAACAUCAAGGAGAGCUGCUGAAAGCAAAGAUGCCAAUGAGGGCUUGGAGACUGCACAUGCUCGAGGCCAGGGGGAAUGUGACCCUCUGGAUCAUGAACCUGCUAUUUCUCCCUUGCUCCCACGGAAGGAGAGGGUGGCCCUGGAGAGCAGUUUGAAUGAAGACGAGAGGCUCCUUCCGAAGGACAAAAAGCACAACCUCUUCAGUGCCCUUAUCAAGAAGAAGAAGAAGACUGCCCCUACCCCUCCAAAACGGAGCAGUUCCUUCAGAGAGAUGGACGGCCACGCGGACCGCAGGGCGGGUGGGGAGGAGGAGUGCAGGGAGGCCGGCAACGGCGCUUUCAUUGCACCCCCCGCAGAGGCGGCUGACCCCCCCUCCAAGUUUCAGAGCCCAGGCAACGGGGCUGGUGUCACCAACGGGGUUGUCGCUGGGAACUCUGGGUUUUUAUCUCCCCAUUUACGGAAGAAGUCCAGCACGAUGAGCAGCAGUCGAGGGGUGGCUUGUGAAGAGGAGAGUAGUUCCAACUCCAGCAAGCGUUUCUUAAGGUCCUGCUCAGCCUCCUGUGUGCCCCAUGGAGCAAAGGACACGGAAUGGAAAUCUGUGACUCUGCCUCGGGAUUUGCAGUCCACGGGCCGCCAGUUUGAUUCCUCCACUUUCGGGGGGCACAAAAGCGAAAAGCCAGCACUGCCUCGGAAGCGGGCAAACGAGGCCAAGACUGACAUGGCGGUCAGGGGAACAGUGACCCCUCCUCCACGGCUGCUUAAGAAAAAUGAAGAGACCGCUGAUGAUGUGUUCAAAGAUGCAGAGUCGAGCCCCGGCUCCAGCCCUCCCACUCUGACGCCAAAACUUGGCCGUAGGCAACCCGCUGCCCCUCCUUCCUCCAGCGUGCUCCACAAGGAUGACGGAGUCAAAUCCAGUGCCUUAGGUACCACUGUGACGAUGGACCAAGGUUCUGCUGCCAAACCCAACCCUGCCGGCUUCGUGGGUGCCAGCAAGGCUUCCUCUGAGGAGCCGCGACUGAGGAGGCUCAAGCAGACGUCGGAGUCGGCCGGGAAGGACAAAGGGAAGUUAUCGAAGCUGAAACCGGCCCCUCCGCUUCCCCUCUCUUCCUCCGCCGUCGGCAAGCCUGGGAAGGUUUCUCACAGUCCCAGCCACGAAGCAGCAGCAGAUGUGGUGUCUGGGCCGAAAUCCAAACAGUUGACUCAGGUUGGAGAGGCUGCAGGCAGUGAUGCUGUCAAGCCAAACCAGUCAGGGGAAGGUGUGAAAAAGCUGGGGAUCCCCUCUGUACCAAAGCCACAGUCCUCUACAAAGCUGCUGCUGAGCACAGCAACCCCAGCUGCCUCUUCCUCAUCCGUACCCUCCGCCCCAGGCGGGGACCAGCCGUCGUCUACAGCCUUCAUCCCUCUCAUAUCCACCAGGGUCUCGCUGCGGAAGACCCGGCAGCCCCCAGAGAGGAUUGCCAGCGGCACCAUCACUAAAGGGGUGGUGUUGGAGAGCACUGAGGCUCUACGGAUCGCCAUCAGCAAGAACUCUGAACAAAUGGCAAGCCACAGCGCUGUCUUGGAGGCUGGCAAGAACCUCUACACCUUCUGCGUGAGCUACGUGGACUCUAUUCAGCAGAUGAGGAACAAAUUUGCCUUUCGGGAGGCCAUCAAUAAGCUGGAGAAUAACCUACGGGAGCUUCAGAUCUGCCCAGCCACAGCUGGCAGCGGUCCUGCAGCCACCCAGGACUUUAGCAAACUUCUCAGUUCGGUGAAAGAAAUCAGCGACAUUGUUCAGAGGUAG
Molecule: messenger RNA, 3504 nt
Organism: Leptosomus discolor (cuckoo roller)
Lineage: Eukaryota; Metazoa; Chordata; Aves; Leptosomiformes; Leptosomidae
Gene: ABL1
Product: ABL proto-oncogene 1, non-receptor tyrosine kinase
Biological process (GO): protein phosphorylation
Molecular function (GO): non-membrane spanning protein tyrosine kinase activity; protein binding; ATP binding
Source: RefSeq, a predicted model, not a curated record